Molecule: messenger RNA, 927 nt
Organism: Nicotiana tabacum (common tobacco)
Lineage: Eukaryota; Viridiplantae; Streptophyta; Magnoliopsida; Solanales; Solanaceae
Source: RefSeq, a predicted model, not a curated record
AUGGCAAUUACUACUCGGAGUGGGAAAGUACUACAAGGAGAGAGUGAGCAAGUGGUUGAAGUAGAAGAAUCCGAACAAGAGGUUGAUAUUGAAGAGCCAAAGUUUGUUGAAGUUGGAAAGGUUCCAGAAGAGUUGAAAGUUCAAGAAGUGAAUCGGGAAGAGGUAAAGGAAAAGAAGAGAACCACCAAAAAUGAAGUGGUGAUUAUAACUCACCGGGUUAGUUCCAUUAUUGCAACAACCACCAUUCAAAAGAAAGAAGACCCGGGAGCUUUCACUAUUCUAUGCACUAUUGGGGCGUUUGAUUUUGCAAGAGCCCUUUGUGAUAAUGGGACUAGCAUCAACUCAAUGCCUCUUGCCAUUUACAAGCAAGCAGGGUUAGGUAUGCCAAGGCCCACAAGUAUGAGAUUGCAAAUGGCCGAUUGUUCCAUAAAGAGAUCGGUGGUAAUUGUCGAUGAUAUGCUUGUAAAAGUGGGUAAAUUUCAUUUACCCGCCAAUUUCGUAAUCCUUGAUUGUGCAGUUGACAAAGAGAUCCCUGUCAUCUUGGGGAGACCAUUCCUUGCCACAGGAAGAGCACUAAUGGAUUCAGAACGGAAUGAGAUCAAAUUCCGUGUGAAUGAUGAAAAGGUUACAUUCCAAGCAAACAAGGGUAUGAAACUACCACAUGAAUAUGAAAGCAUCUUGGUGAUUGAUGUUGUUGAUGAAGUGGAAGAUGCGGUUGAAAUAAAGAUGGAAGAACAAUGGCCCGGUGAGGCGUUGGCGGCUAUUUUGGUAAAUUUCGAUGGUGAAGAUAUGGAGGGGUAUAUGGAAUCAGUCAAUGCAUUGGAAGGGCUUGGGUCCUACACUUAUGCUCCGAAGAAGCUCUCUCUCGACUUGGAGAAUAGAGCCACUCCUCCCGCAAAGCCUUUAUUAUUGAGCCACCGCAACUAG